This is a messenger RNA of Poecilia reticulata (guppy), 2721 nucleotides long. RefSeq names its product four and a half LIM domains protein 3-like. Gene Ontology annotation, molecular function: transcription coregulator activity; actin binding. Gene Ontology annotation, cellular component: stress fiber; Z disc; nucleus. The record is from RefSeq and is a predicted model, not a curated record. Gene Ontology annotation, biological process: actin cytoskeleton organization. NCBI's taxonomy places the organism in Eukaryota, Metazoa, Chordata, Actinopteri, Cyprinodontiformes, Poeciliidae.
GGGUCACAUUUAAAGUUUAAUCUCUGAGCUGCGCAGGCGCAGAGUCUCCCCUGUCCUCACCUUGAGCUCGGAGCUGAUUGGUUAAUUGACUUGAAGGUUUCUGUCGCUGGUCCGGAAACGGAUCAGGAACUGUUUGGUUCAAGGUUCAAACAGACUCAGAACCGGACCGAGGCAUAAGCAAACUGUGCUGCAGGGAGCUGAGACCGGAGAACGCUGAAAAUAUUUCCCUUAAGUUUAUUUAUUAUUAUUAUUUUAAUGCUCUCAUAAAGAGGAUAAUAUAAGUUCAGUUUCACUCUCAGAUUAUCUGGAAAAAAGGUAAUUUUACCAGGUAGACCCGUAAACUUGGUUCUGUUCUGCUCCAGAGUCUUUCUGGUCCUUGUGGAAAUCCUCCCGCCUUAACAUCAGCAUAAUGAUAAUUCAUGACAACCAAACAGGAAUCUGUCUGAAGGCUUAAUUUGGUUUAUUUAGCCUGAGGUCAGAAACUGGAUUCGUUUUUCAAAGUCUUAUUUUCACCAUUUUACUUUUUCAUUCCAAAAAUGCCACAAUUUCAACCCAAAAUUUAGCUUCCAACUAAACUUUUACUUUCCAAGCCAAAUAUUUAGUUUCCAACUAAAUAUUCAGUUACAGAUUUAGCUUCAAAUGAAAUGACUGAGUUAGCAAUAUAAACAUUUAGCUACUAUGCUAAAUACUUAGCUUUAAAAGUUAGCAGGCUAAAUUAGUGUCGCUUUAUUUGCAUAUGAAAUAGACUUUGUCUUUUCUAGCUGUCAUGGUAACUCAAAGCGGAAACAAGAAAGCCGCAUUUCGCUCAUGCGGAUGUGACGUCAGCGCUGUACGUGCAGAGAGCCCAUUGAAGUUCUUCUAGAGAGUAUUCAGAACUUUAUUGGACCUGGUUCUAGAACCUCCAUUUUCCAGCUUCUGACUCGCCCGGUCCGGUUCGGUUCGGUCCGACCCGGAAAACCUGUUAAAUCUUCUCAAACAUAAGGUUCUGAUGGAGCAGCCAGCCGGGCCGCCGGUCCAGAUGGCCGCAGUGAAAUCUCCAUAAAAGGUUCUGAAUGUAAUCUGGGCCAGAGGCUCUGACGGGUUCUGUAACGGACGGGUUUAUGACGCCUGAUGAUCCAGAUUGUUCUGACACCGGAACCCGUCCGGAGACACUUUCCAUCUGGCUCCGACUUCCAAGCGGGCCGAACCGAGCCGGUCCGUAAGCCUGUCCAGAACCAGAACUGACAGGAAGGAAUGUGUUUAAUGUCUGAGCUGCAGGGCCAAACCGGAACCAGAACCAGAACCAGACCUGCGGUCCCACUCUGCACGUCCGGGUCUGACCUGGUCGGGUUCGGGGGAAGUUCUGCUGAAAGAAGCAGCAGGUGUUUCUGAGCAGGAAGGAAGUCCAUUGUUGUGGUUCUGCAUUCCGGGUCGGCAGCCGAACCAGAAUAGAAACCCGAACCUCUGAGGACGUUCCAGGAGGAAGCCUGUCUGUUCCUCUGACCCAGCAGAAGACGGAACCAUGAGCGAGCCGCCGAGCUGCCGGAGCUGCAGCGAGUCGCUGAGCGGACAGACGGUCAUCCGGGUGGCGGAGGAGCCGCUGUGCGUCCGCUGCCACCAGCGGCGCCACGCCAACACCUGCCAGGUGUGCGAGCAGCUGAUUGGACACGACGAGAAGGAGCUGGUGCACCAGGACAGAUUCUUCCAUGAGAACUGCUUCAGGUGCUGCAGCUGCAACCGCUCUCUGGCGGCCGAGCCGUUCACCCAGCAGGGCGGCGCUCUGCUCUGCAGCUCCUGCUACUGCAGCCGCUUCUCCUCCCGAUGUGCCGCCUGCAGCCAGAGCGUUCAGCCAGGGUCCCGGAUGCUGGAGUACGACGGCGCGGCGUGGCACGAGGACUGCUUCCUGUGCAGCGGCUGCAGGAAGCCGAUCGGAGCCGAGGCCUUCGUCCCGGACGCCGGGCGCUUCUACUGCCUGGCCUGCUACGAGCAGCAGGUGGCGCCGCGCUGCAGCCACUGCAGGAAGGCGCUGACUAAAGGCGGGCUGACGUACCGGGGCGAGGUGUGGCACCGGGACUGCUUCCUGUGCUGCGGCUGCGGCUGCGCUCUGGCCGGGCAGACCUUCACGUCGCAGGGCGAGCGGCCGUACUGCGUCAGAUGCUUCAGCAGCCUGUACGCCAAGAAGUGCGCCGCGUGCAACACGCCCAUCACAGGUUUUGGCGAUGGGAAGUACGUGUCGUUCGAGGAGCGCCAGUGGCACCAGCCGUGCUUUAAAUGCUCCCGCUGCUCCGUGUCGCUGGUCGGGUCCGGGUUCUUCCCCGACCGGGACCAGAUCCUCUGCGCCGACUGCAACAGCGACGACUGAACACCGGAACCGGUUCCGAACACCAGAACCGGUUCCGGACACCAGACCUCGUUCUGCUCACCGGAUCAUCGCACCGCUUAUGUUUGGCACAAAUCAUAAAAGGUUGAAACACGAAACCGUCUGUCUGGUUUUAUUCGUUAUUAGAACCGGGUCGGCCCUUUGGUUCCAAAGGUCGAUUUGGACCAGAACCCGGUGCUGAUGACCCGAUUUACUGCUGGGUGAGUCGGAAACACUCGGGAGAUUCUGGAUCGUCGGCCCGGUUCUGAUCCCAGCAGCUUCCUGAGGCUCUAAUCCGGGGAUCUGGACUCGUCGUGUUUAGGAGUCGAACUGACUGAUCAGAACCUCCCGGUUCUUAAACGUAUCUUUGGGAAGAUCAGAGG